Messenger RNA from Sebastes umbrosus (honeycomb rockfish), 2924 nucleotides. It is a transcript of the gene senp7b, whose product is annotated as SUMO specific peptidase 7b. Gene Ontology annotation, cellular component: nucleus; cytoplasm. The record is from RefSeq and is a predicted model, not a curated record. The transcript has 22 exons. Gene Ontology annotation, molecular function: SUMO-specific endopeptidase activity. Lineage: Eukaryota; Metazoa; Chordata; Actinopteri; Perciformes; Sebastidae. Bases 54 to 2774 code for a protein of 906 amino acids. Gene Ontology annotation, biological process: protein desumoylation.
UGUCGACAUUCAGAACGUCUGACUGUGUUUGUUUCUUCUUGUUCUUCAGUAACAUGGCGUCUCCGUUCAAAAUCCCCAAGAAGAAACAGCCUUCUGACUCCGCCCCCCUGCACACGUCACCGCUGGCCCGCCUCCAGAGCUCCGCCCCGGAAUUUAAGAGUUACGGGGGUCAGUCCAGCAGAGGAAGAGCUGACAGGAUGCAUGCUGGGAACUCCUCAUGGAACAGACAGAGUGAUCCUCUCUUCAGGAACGUGGUCAAAACGCUGCUGGGACUCAACAGACCCAACACAGCAGCCAAUCACAGAGGAGCAGCAGCAGCAGCCAAUCACAGAGGAGCAGCAGCAGCAGCCAAUCACAGAGGAGCAGCAGCCAAUCACAGAGGAGCAGCAGCAGCCAAUCACAACGGAUGGCGUCCUAAGAGAGCGUCAGACCGCCUGCUGCUGCCUGACGGGACCUCAGAGCGCCCGUCUCCACCACAGAAGAAGAAGAAGAGUGACCUCCCUGGUGAAAGCUGUGAACCUUCAGACCCGUUCUCCUCCAGAAGCAUCUCCGUGGACUCUCUGGACUCUCUGGCACAGCUGAGAGGUGACGGGCAUGCUGGGAGUUUGAGUUCUCCUGCCGUCAGAGGGAGAACGUGGAGGAGACGGGACGCCGCCGCUGAGGGCGAGCAGCAGAGCUCGUCUCCCUCCGGCUCAGACCAGACGUCAGAGGACGACUCGGUGUCUCCGUCCAGAAACAAACCCGCCGUGAUGUCACCGAGGACGGCGGGUGAGAGGAGGCGGAGCCUGGACCGGACGGCGUGGAUCACCGCCGCCAGCAGCAGCAGCAGCGACAGCCAAUCACAGAGGAGCAGCAGCAGCAGCAGCGACCUGCUGGGAGACCUGAGGGAGAAGGAGAGGGAGAGAUGGAGGGAGUUCAGAGAGAGGAAGAACACCGUCCUUCAUCUACGACUCAAGAAACCCACCCACUCUGAACCCAUUGUGCUGUCGAGUGAAGAGGAGGAAGAGGAGGGUGAGGAUGAAGGAGACGGAGGAAGGAGGACGUCACAGAGUCAGCUGGAGGAGUCUGAGCCGACUCAGGCUCAACAGGCUCCAUCAGGUGAAACAGACGAGUUUGACCCUCCGCCGCCGCCGCCGUCCUUCCUGCAGCUGGACUUCAUCUCGCUGCACGCCGGCCUGACGCACGCCCACGCCAACGGGAAGAUGAUGAUCACUGAGAACGGCGUCACUCUUCCUCUGAAAGGAGGUGAGGAGGAGGAUGGCGAGGUCACCGUGGUGGCGUCUCAGGUUCGGGGUUACGGCGUCUGGGACGGGGGCGUGGCUCAGGAAGGGACUCUAUUGGCUGGUUGGAAAGGUCCCGCCCCCUCGCUGCUCUUCCUGUGGGUGACUGACGCUCAGGCCAACCUACUGCAGAAGGAGCUGUCCUCCAUCCAGACCUCAACCCAGACCCUCAUCCAGACCCCCAUCCAGACCUCCAACCAGACCCCCAUCCAGACCUCCAACCAGACCCCCAACCAGACCUCCAACCAGACCUCCAACCAGAUAUCCACCACCGCAUCAGGUCCACCGUGCUCCUUCCUCCUGCUGGUGUUGAAGGAGCAGCUUCAGGAGCUCCAGGCCGCCCUGCUGAACUCCAUCCUGGACAUGGAGGAGUACCGGAGGGGCUGCUCCUCCUCUGGACCCGCCUCCCCUCUGGACUGGACCCACGGACUGCUGCUCCUCCACAGCUGUCCUCCUCCUCUGGACCAGCACCUCCUCGGACUGCUGGGACACUCUGCUACGAGAACCAUCCAGAAGACCAAGACCAACCUGAACUCUUCUGGUCGGCAGCAGCUUCCCACCAGGUUGAUCCAGUACCCGGCGGCGCCCUGUAAAGGCCGGAUCACGGUGGCGAAGGAGGACCUGGCCUGUCUUGGUGACGGCGAGUUCCUCAACGACGUCAUCAUCGACUUCUACCUGAAGUUCCUCCUCCUGGAGGGGGUCGGGGGCUCGGUGGCCAACAGGUGUCACAUCUUCAGCAGCUUCUUCUACAAACAGCUGAGCAGACGGCGAGCCGCCGGCGAGGACGACGCCCCCUCUGUCCCAGAUCGUCACGUGAGGCAUCAGAGGGUGAAGACGUGGACGCGCCACGUCGACAUUUUCACCAAAGACUUCCUGUUGGUUCCAGUCAAUCAAGAAGCUCACUGGUUCCUGGUGCUGGUUUGUUUCCCGGGUCUGGAGGAGGUCCAGUACCAGAAGUUCUCCAGUCCAACAGCUCUCCAGCAGUGCAGGGCUUUUAUUGUGAAAGAGAGAUUGCAGGAUGUUGUUUGUGUCUCAGGUGGAUCAGAGCGAUCUGCAGGUAAACCGUCCUCCUUCAGCCUGAGGUCACAGCGGCCUCCGGAGUGCACGGAGCAGAGCUGGCAGAGGGACACGGUGUUAAAGAGGCCGUGCAUCGUCGUCAUGGACUCUCUGAAGCUGUCGUACCACGACAACGUCUGCAGACUCCUCAGAGAGUACCUGCAGGUGGAGUGGGAGGUCCGGAGGGGGACGCCUCAUCUCUUCACGUCGGACAGCAUGAGGAGCUCCAACUGUCGAGUCCCUCAGCAGAACAACAGCAGCGACUGUGGACUGUACCUGCUGCAGUACGCCGAGAGCUUCCUGCAGAACCCCGUGGUGAACUUUGACCUCCCAUUACGGCUGGACAGCUGGUUCCCGCGGCAACGGGUGCGACAGAAGCGCGAGGAGAUCCGAUCUCUGAUCAUGAGGAUGCACCAGAGUCAGAACGGAGGAAACUGAAACCACGAAAGAUGACCAAAAAACCCAAACCGAGCCGUUAACUCACCUGUGCAAUAAAUUAUUUAUAUUUUUUCUACGUUGUUAAAAUGUUCAUACUUUGAUGUCGAAGGAUUUAAAAUGCUGCUUUAAUAAAAACUAUUUUAAACAAUA